GUUUCCGCUCCCGCGUUGGAAGCCUGGUCGCGUUUCGCGUAUCAUCCAUACUUUUCUUGUUUUGCUAUUUCCAUUCAACAUGCUGUCAACUCGUCAGCAUUUCAGCUAGCGACGCGUGAUGGACGCAAUUUCCCAGGAGUGCAAUUUUGUUGACACGUUUUUUUUUUCGUUUGUUGUUGCGGACAGUGCGACAAUCUGGGUCGAUUCGUGUGCGUGCUAUUGGUUUCAAUCACUAGUCGAAUAAAUAACGUUAUAUUCUGAGGGAAAAAGUGAUCAGUGCGAAGGAUUUUUUUGUAGGUGUCAACUGGCAGUUGAAAAGCAAUAGUUGAAAGAAAAUGGCACUGAAAAUUCCAUUCCUGCUGACGGUUUCCGUUUUGUGGCUCUACUGGCUGAAGGUGCCGGACGUGGCCAACUCGUAUGCCUCGGUUACGUGUCACAGCUUCCAGCAGAUCGGAUGUAACGUUUUGUACGACUUCGUGACCCACAGCGCCGUGCUGGAUAAGUGGUUGAGUGUGGUAUCAUUCGUGGCCAGCGACCAGCGCCCGCUCGGGGUUGGAAAAUCCUACAAAGUAAUUAUGGAUCAAUCCGUUCUGCAUUUCAAUGUGACGGAAUACGUUGCGGGUCGGCAUAUAGCGUUGGAAUCGGCCCCGAGUUCGUUUCAUCCGCGAGUGGAAUUUUGGUUCCACGCAAACAAUUUAAUGUCCAAAGUUCCUCUGUUCAACCCGGGACAACCGUCCAUCGAUCGGAGUUCAUCCUUGCCGGUGGUGCCAAUGGUCGACCGGUGUGGAACCGCAAAUGUCAUUAGCGGUGAGCAGCUGAAAUAUCAUCACCAUCGUCAGCGUCAUCAUCAUGACCAUCAGCACCGGCUUCGGCCAGCCGAGGCAGACUGCCAGACCAGCGCCGGCAGCAGUCUCAGUUUAAAGUUUUAUUUCAAACAUAACUCACUUUUAUUUCAGGAAACACUGGGAUCACUGUUGCGGCUCACUCUACAGCAACAAUUUAGAAGAUCACUUCGGCACCUGGAGUUGAUUUUGAACGAUUUGAACGAUCAUCGGUUGUUCUAGAGGGAUUUUUCCUAAAUCCAUUCGGCCAGCGGGUUUUCCGUCACUCUUUGAAGCCGCUGCCAAAGAGGACCUGCCAUCGCAUUGAACAGUUGCUGCAGCAGAUCGGAUCCACUCUAGUGGAGGGAAUGUUUGUUUCUAAUAUGUAUAAAAAACAUAAUGUUGAAGAGCAGAAAAUACAGACCUUGAAAAAGUUU
Molecule: messenger RNA, 1258 nt
Organism: Wyeomyia smithii (pitcher-plant mosquito)
Lineage: Eukaryota; Metazoa; Arthropoda; Insecta; Diptera; Culicidae
Exons: 5
Coding region: 336-1064 (242 amino acids)
Source: RefSeq, a predicted model, not a curated record